Molecule: messenger RNA, 576 nt
Organism: Diachasma alloeum
Lineage: Eukaryota; Metazoa; Arthropoda; Insecta; Hymenoptera; Braconidae
Exons: 2
Coding region: 1-576 (191 amino acids)
Molecular function (GO): nucleic acid binding
Source: RefSeq, a predicted model, not a curated record
AUGCUCUUGGCAUAUUGGGAGAAGUUCGAAGUUGCUCACGAGAAGCUCAUAGCAAGUAGUGCUAAAGUGGAAGCAUCAGGGUUUCCCAGACGACUAGCACGUGUCUCCAAUGCCGAGAGAGGCAUCACACCCUGCUGCACCUGGAUCGUUCUCAUCGGCCAGCUCAACGUGGUUCUGCGUCUCAGCAACCUGCUUCCAGAGGCUCAGAGAGCCAACAAACUGCCUCUUGGUGCUCCGCACUUUGGAGGAAAGGGGGAAGCCACAGUGAAGUCGGUGAAGUUUCACCUUAAGCGAAAGAUCGCCGACACUCUUUUGACCUUCGAGGAACUCACCACUUUGCUCGCGCAGAUUGAAGCAGUGCUUAAUUCUCGACCACUUGAGCCUCUUUCAGAAGGUGCCGAUGACGUUAGUGCACUCACUCCAGGACAUGUCUUGAUUGGUCAGGCGUUGACAGCGCUACCUGAGCCUUCUCUGGACGACUUGAACAUCGCUCGUUUGUCUCGCUGGCAACUCGUUCAGCAGAAGGUCGAGUGCUUUUGGAAACGGUGGUCCACUAGCUAUCUUCAGCAUCUAUAG